Molecule: messenger RNA, 1688 nt
Organism: Ziziphus jujuba (common jujube)
Lineage: Eukaryota; Viridiplantae; Streptophyta; Magnoliopsida; Rosales; Rhamnaceae
Product: GDSL esterase/lipase At5g22810
Exons: 5
Coding region: 368-1456 (362 amino acids)
Molecular function (GO): hydrolase activity, acting on ester bonds
Source: RefSeq, a predicted model, not a curated record
GUAAGACACUCCAUGAACCACCCCUAGUUAUUUUUUUCCUUUUCCCAUUUGUAUGAUUCUAGACGAAAAAGACUUCGGUGACCAUAAUAGAUUGUGACUCAGUUCUAGCACUUAAAGGGCAAAACUGGGUUUUCCUAUUUGUUUUCAAUUUAAUCAAUGUUAGGUGGUUCAAGUUUUUCCCAUAUAAUUUGAUUUCCCAUAAUCUGUUUAUAUUUUCUUAGAUCAUCUACAUAUUUUGUCCAACUUCAUGUCCAACACCAUUUUUCACAUCAAGCUGAAGUUGAAACUUGACCUACUUAAUUCGAUGAAAACAUAAAUAGUAAUAUUGGUUUGCAACCCUCGUAAAAAUCCAAAUCAUUUUUUCAUAAUGGAUUACACUCUUUCUUUGGAAUUGAGAGUAAUGGGUUUUUCAAGUUCUUUUAUGGGUUAUUUUUUUCUUCUGGUUCUGGCAUUCUCAGUGGUUCAUGGACAGCCACUGGUUCCGGCAUUUUUCAUAUUUGGGGACUCAGUUGUGGAUGUGGGUAAUAACAAUAACCUUUACACCAUUGUUAAAGCAAACUUCCUUCCAUAUGGAAGAGACUUUCCCAAUCACAAACCAUCUGGGAGGUUCUGCAAUGGAAAGCUUGCCUCAGACUUCACGGCUGAGAACCUUGGCUUCACUUCCUACCCCCCACCUUAUCUUAGCAGCAAAGCGAAAGGGAAAGACUUGUUGAUUGGUGCUAACUUUGCCUCAGCUGCUUCUGGUUAUUAUGAUAGUACAGCAAAGUUAUAUCAUGCAAUUUCUUUGAGUAAACAGCUGGAGUUCUACAAGGAGUAUCAAAGUAAGGUGGUGGGAAUUGCAGGGAAAGCCAAUGCUUCUUCCAUUGUUUCUGGUGCAAUCUACCUUAUAAGCGCUGGGAGCAGUGAUUUUAUUCAAAACUAUUAUAUCAAUCCUUUUCUUUAUAAGGCCUACACGCCUGAUCAGUUUUCUGACAUUCUUAUUCAAUCCUAUGCAAAUUUCAUUAAGAAUCUGUAUGAUUUGGGAGCAAGGAAGAUAGGAGUUACUACAUUGCCACCAAUUGGGUGCCUGCCAGCAGCCAUCACAAUAUUUGGGUUAGACAGCAAUGAGUGUGUGUCAAAGCUAAACAAUGAUGCAGAUUCCUUCAAUACCAAACUCAAUGCCACUUCCCAAACUCUGAAAAACAAGCUUUCUGGUCUCAAUUUAGUUGUCUUUGAUAUAUACAAGUCUCUCUACAACCUCGUCACAAAGCCUGCUGAAAAUGGGUUCAUCGAGGCAAGGAGAGCUUGUUGUGGUACAGGAUUGGUAGAAACAUCAAUACUUUGCAAUGCCAAGUCAGUAGGAACAUGUGCAAAUGCAUCAGAAUAUGUGUUCUGGGAUGGGUUCCAUCCUUCUGAGGCUGCCAACAAAAUCUUAGCUGAUGAUUUGCUCAACACUGGAAUUUCCCUCAUCUUUUAAUUUCCACCAUAUUUUCUAUGUUAUUAAUUUAAGUAAUUAUAAACAAUGUGUUUGAGGUUAAGACAAAUAUCUGUUCUUUUCGCUGUAUUAAUUGCUUGCUUGAUUGGAUUAUAUAUGAAAGUAAAGUCUUUAAAGCUUAAGUUACAUCAAUAAAAAGAGUAUGCAUUAUUUGUACAUAUUUAUAUUUUUAAUGGGCAUAUGAUGAGCAGAGCCAACCACACUUGACUUUUAA